Messenger RNA from Zophobas morio, 801 nucleotides. RefSeq lists its product as uncharacterized. Lineage: Eukaryota; Metazoa; Arthropoda; Insecta; Coleoptera; Tenebrionidae. The transcript has 4 exons. The coding region runs from base 22 to 771 and encodes 249 amino acids. The record is from RefSeq and is a predicted model, not a curated record.
GUAACCACCCAAGAAAGCAAAAUGAAAACCAACCUAGCAAUUUUUUUCGUUCUGACGCUAAUCAAAGACCACCAAUUUUUGAAAUUACCUUCCGGUUUCCAAAAAUGCGACAUACGAAAACCCGAUUGCGACCGGUGUUUAUCCAAAGCUAUUCAGGGUGCCAUCGAACAAUUAAAGCAACCAAUUAACGACUAUGGUUUGCCCCAAAUGGAACCGUUUAUAGCGCCUAAAUCUGUGGGUUGCGAACUCGGAAACGAAGCUGACGGCAUACGACAAAAAUAUUACAAUUAUAAAAUUUCGGGUUUGACUAAAAUCGUAAAAACUGAUGCAAAAUUAGACUAUAGCCGACGUACUUUAACAUUAACCCUCCUUUAUGAUAAUGUCACUUUUGACUUUGAUUACCAGAUGGUUGGGAGGAUAAUUGUGUUGUAUAUUAAUACCACAACCACAGCGACUUCUACGAUGAUUAAACCCACAUUUAAAUUAAAAUUCACUUUGGAGGAAUACGAGAAAGACAACGAAAAGUAUUUGAAAGUCGAAGACACUGUAUUAAGGAUGGACGCAAAAUCGGGAACGGUACUCUUCAGAAACUUGUUCAAAAAUCAGCGGCUUAAUGAAGAUAUAAAUAUCGCGAUUGAAGAAAGCUGGGAAGAAAAUUUGGAGUACUGGCAACGAAAAUUCCCGAAAAUAUUUUCGGAUCCGUUUGAAAACAUAUUUAACAAUCUGUUGGAACGAGUGCCAGUCAGAGAAUUAGUGGAUGGUUUAGAGUAAACUUGUCUGUUCUUUUUUCUUUUUUUUUUG